Caenorhabditis remanei is the source of this 297-nucleotide messenger RNA. RefSeq lists its product as uncharacterized. The record is from RefSeq and is a predicted model, not a curated record. Lineage: Eukaryota; Metazoa; Nematoda; Chromadorea; Rhabditida; Rhabditidae. The coding region runs from base 1 to 297 and encodes 98 amino acids. The transcript has a single exon.
AUGCAAAAAUACGACAUCAGUGUGAAUUAUCCAUUGUAUGAUUUGCCCAGUGCCGAGAUGGAAUUAAACUCCAAAACUAUGGAAGAACUUAAAGGAUACGAAACACGAGUUUGGAACGUACAUUCGGAUGUAAUGCAUACUCAAUUAAUGGCAUUCGAAGAUGAAAUAGGUGUUGCUUAUUGGGAUUGCAUUGGAAUGGGGCAACGUUUGAGAUUUCUAUGGGAUGAUAUGAUUGAAGCAAUCUCGAAUCUGAAGAAAAGAACCAAUGAUCAAGUUGUCCCAAAUUAUACAAAAUAA